Molecule: messenger RNA, 2896 nt
Organism: Eleginops maclovinus (Patagonian blennie)
Lineage: Eukaryota; Metazoa; Chordata; Actinopteri; Perciformes; Eleginopidae
Product: Transmembrane protein 179-like
Exons: 4
Coding region: 137-871 (244 amino acids)
Source: RefSeq, a predicted model, not a curated record
CUCGGUCCCCGCCCUGAAAUCUUUAAAUACCAACGGUGAACCGUUACACGAGAAUACACACCCAGUGAUGUGCUGACAUUAUCCAUUAUUUUUAUUUAAAGAACGUAUAACUUCACACUUUAGUUUUAUUUGCACCAUGGAGCUAGACAGACGUCUGCUGCUGGCUCACUGCGCGGCUCAUGCCCUCUCUGUGGCGGCCGGUCUACUGGUGGUCGUCCCCAUGGCUCUGAACGGAUCCGCGUUUAAAGGCCGUUGUGCACUCUUCUCCACCGGCUUCUGGAGGACUGAGGAGCAGGCAGAGCUGACGGGGCAGCCGGGAGACGUCUCUCACCUGGUGGUACAACAGUGGGGCCCACCCGCUGCCUGCCAGUUCGCCACAUUUGUUGCUAUUUUCACGGUGCUGUACGGAGCAGCGCAGGGCUGGAGGAGCCUCUUCUAUCUGCACGGACGACAUGAUGACACCCUGUUUUCAUCCUUCCUGACGGUUGUGCUGAGUGUGUGUGUGCUCUUCCUGUCUGGAGGGGCCAGUGUUAUCUUGUCUCUGGGCUUCUACUCCUGGUGCGACACCGUGACUAAUCUCAAUACACGACCAUACAGCUGUGCAGAGUAUCAGUCGGUUCCACUUUACCUGGAUGUGGACACUUCCUCUUUCUACACAGAGCUCAGUCUGGCACAGGCGUCUCUGUGGGGAGUGACGGCUCUGUGGCUGGCUCAGUCCAUCCUGGCGUUCCUGCGGCUCUACCACUCCCACAGCCAGCACAUCACCGGGCCCUGUGGCCCCCGAGAGAAGGAGCUGCUGCUGAGACACAGUCCUUCCGAAAGCGGCUCCCCCACACCUCCGACCUCCGCCACUCCCACCAUCUUUGUCUAACUGAGAGGUAUUGAUACCAGAUGAUGCACUCUGCUGUAAAAAAUAGGUUUUAAAUGUCAUUUCACCCCUUAUCACUACUGCAUGUAGAAUAUGGGCAUGAAAGUGUUAUUAUUUUUGAUAUAAUUCACAUGUCAUCAUCUUAUAUAGUUUAACAGCCUGAGUGAUAAACAGUAUAGCAGUUUAUGUAAGCUGAUAAUAGCAAAAAUGUCAUUCUAGAAAUGCCAAAGAAUUGUUUCAGGUAAUUUAAAACAGAGUGGAUGGCAGACUUCAUUAUAAACUAUAAGAUGUUGAGAAUCACUAAAACACUACAACUUCAGUUUCUGCCUUUUAUGUUUGACUAAAUUUGAGCCACAGACCAAGCAUCUAUUUUUUUGUUAUCAUAAAUACCAAUUCAUCCUUAAAAAAUUAAUAUUUCCAAAAUCCUCAAAGACUCUUUUAACCAUUUGGCUGAAAACAAAUCCGUCCACUGCACACAUGCUCAUGUCAUUUUAGAGUGCAAUUGAGAGUAACCAAAUGGAGAAAAACACCUCCAAGUUGUAAUUUUUAGACAUUUACAGCAUUUAAAUCCAGCUUCGGUGAAAAUAACUACAGAAGAUUGAAAACUGUCAGUACAAGUGUUAGGGAAACCUUAUUUAACAUAUAACCUUAUUUAAUAGUUUAUGUUACAAAUUAUCUGCUGUGAUGAGAACAAUACAGGUACAGUUAGCAUUUUGAGUACACACCAAUUAUGUGUAAUGUAUCUGUACAUACACUACAGGUGUUUGCCACUUUUCCUUUUGAAAGGGAGCCCUCAAUAAAAGGAGAAAAACACGAUCUGGUAAUAAGUCACACAGAGGCCUUCCCGUGUUUUGCAUAUGCGACCUGUGAGGGAGGCCAGUGAUUGUAACAUGGUACUUAAUAUUUAACACAACAAAAGCAACUUAAUUAGGCUAAUAAUUUCAGAAUAAUGUGUGAAAAACAUCAUUUUCUUGUUCCCAAAUGGCCCAAAUUAAAUAAAUGCAGCAUUGCAUAAUGUAUUUUCUAUCUUGCUUUGUAAUGCAUGACAAAAUAUCUCUUUAGAAUGACUUACAUGUGUCAUUUCCAGCUACAUGUUUUUGUUUUUAUCUUGCAACAAUAUUUUUGUUCACCUAUAUGGUUAAAAGAGUCUCAAAUAGGUUUGAAAAUGCCCACCUAACAAUACUUAACGUUGUUAAACAAUCUGAGAAAUGUUUUUUUUCUCGUUCCUGUGUGAAAGGGAUACAGGAUAGCCACUAACUGACACGUCAAGUAAAAUGGGAUUUUAUAGAACAAAAAAGACACACUCAUUAGAAUAGUUAUAUCAAAUGUAUUCAAGGAUAUAUUAAUCACAGUGUCAAAAUAUCUGUGUCAUUUGAUGGUGCAUUAUUAAUGCAAUAUAGUACAUACAAAUCCCUGACGCACCACCAGCUACCAGAUGGUGUUUGUCCUUCAGUCUUUGUUAAAUAUAUUCAAUAUGCAUGGUUGUUUACAUUUCCUCUGGAGUCUGACAUUUUGCACAGUUGUGUCCUCGUCAGGGACAAUACACUUUGUCUGUUCUGAGUGUAAUAUUCAGAUGUAGCACUGAGGCGCUUUUAUUGUGAAGAAGCAUGUGGUGAGUGUGACGGAGCCACCGAGUACCAGGCUCACUGUGUGAGCAUGACCCAAAUGUUCUGUUGUGUAACGGAGAAAUCACUGCUGAACCCUCUCUCUUCUUGUGACGAUUUCUAUCAUGAUGCUGUUUGUAAGGACGUUGCCGCUGUCAGGACAUUAAUGGAGCAGUCAAAUCAUUGACGAGUAAAGAAGAUACUAACUUUGCUGAGUGUCUAAAACAAAUGAUUCAAAGUUCUUUGUAAACUUCUCUCCUAUUAUCGUCCACCAAGUGGCUGUAAUGAAACACAGAUAGCGGAGAAAGAAAUCUGAAGUACAGAGAGAAGAAGUUUAAUUGUAAUAUAUGAAAUGUUUUUGUAUUAUAACUGAAAAUUGUGUUGCUUUUUUACCUGUUUGUGUUUGUUGAAUAAAAAGCUUCCC